CGUCGACCGCAUACACGUAGCGCACUAACACAUCUCUCUCUCUUACUCUCUCUUGCUUCAUUCGUUUGUCUAACAUCUGGGAAUACUUGUAAAAGGAUGCGCUUCUUCCAGGCGGCACUGCUGGUGCUGCCAUGGGUCGCGUCUGCACUGGGACAGGAAAGCUCGACGCCGAAGGAGAAGCACGAGUACCAGUCCGAUGUCGCACGCUUACGCAGGAUAGUCAUCAACUCCCUCUAUUCGCACAGGGACGUCUUCCUCCGCGAGCUGAUCAGCAACGCCAACGAUGCGCUUGAGAAGUUGCGUAUCACCGCUCUCACCGACAAGUCCCUUCUUCAAGCGGGGGAACCGCUCAACAUUACUAUCAAGCUUCUACCGUCUCCUGCAGGAACGGGUGAAGCUGGCCGUGUGGUCAUCACCGACACAGGUGUGGGGAUGACACCGGAGGAGCUGACGCAGAACCUGGGCACGUUGGCAAAAUCCGGUACUUCAGACUUUCUCGUCCAAGCCGAAGGUGCCUCCACUUCUCAGCAAGGAAACCUCAUUGGACAAUUUGGACUUGGGUUCUACUCCAGCUUCCUCGUUGCUGACCACGUGUAUGUCGCUUCCGUCCCUGCGGCCAGGCCUGAGGGUGGAGAGAGGGAGCAGUGGGUGUUCGCUAGCGGUGCGGAGGACCAGAGCUUUGAGGUAUAUCCGGACCCAAGGGGCCGGACGCUCGAGCACGGCACGGAGAUCACGCUUGUCGUGAGGGACGAUGCGAAGGAAUUUGUCGAUCCGAAGAAGGUCAAGGAGCUCGUCGAGAAACAUUCAUCGUUUUCGACUACCUAUCCGAUUUACCUCUACACCCUCAUCACCGAAGAAGUACCGGACGAGGAGGCAUCCUCUGUGCCUAUUGCCGAAUCACUCGAGCACGAAGCGCCCAGUGCAUCUCCGAAAUCUGAAGCAGACGAAGACUCCGAAGCUGCGAUCGUCGAGGACCUACCUGAAGAAUCGGAAGAUACUGCCCCUGUUACCCCCCCUCUGCCCCCGAUGAAGAAUGUGACUCGUGAGGUGUACGAGCAGCUCAACGACCAGCCGCCGAUCUGGGUUUGCGAUGCAAAGACCGUCUCGGACGAAGAGUACAACGAAUUUUACAAGAGCACGUUCAAGGAUUCGCACGACCCACUCGCACACCUGCAUUUUGCAGGUGACUCGGGGAGCACCGUGAGCUUUAAGAGCUUGCUGUAUAUCCCUAGCGAGUUACCCCCGGACUUUUGGAGCAGCCAGAUGAGCAGGGUCAACGGCGUUAGACUGAUGGUUAAACGAGUGUUUAUCACCAACGACCUGGGAGACGAUGCACUGCCCAAAUGGAUCAGUUGGCUCCGAGCCAUUGUGGACGCGGACGACCUUCCGCUGAACGUCUCCCGCGAACAACUCCAAUCGACCAAGUUCCUAGCACAAAUUAAAUCCAUCCUGGUUAAACGUGCUAUCUCCCUCCUCCAGAAGCUCGCCAACGCACCACCUUCGAUCAACGAGGAGACUGGGGAAGAGGAAGGAGGCGCGAAAUAUAAGGAGGUAUGGAAGGCCAUUGGCAGCGCCAUCAAGAUGGGGGCGAUGGAGGGGAGUGCAGGACAGAAGAACAAGCUUGGGAGUUUGACCCGGUGGGCUACUAAUACGAGGGAGUUUGUGGGGCUGGAUGAUUACGUUUCGAAUCGCAAGAAAGGCCAGAAACAGAUCUUCUACCUCGCUGGUGUAGGCCAGAGGGCGGAGGACCUUGCCAAAUCCGUGUUUAUUGAGAAGCUCCACGCGCGCGGAUAUGAAGUUCUCCUCCUGACCGAGCCCAUGGACGAGAUCCUCCUUAAUUCGUUCCAGCGUUGGGGAGGCCUGACAUUCCAGGACGUGGCAAAGAAAGGUCUUAAGUAUGGGGACGAGGAUUUGGAUGCCGAAGCGGACAAGACCGAGCAGGCCACUUUAGCCGUGAGGUUCGCCCCACUUCUGGGUUGGCUCAAGCAGGAGUACAAGGGCACUGUUAUGGAUGUCGUUAUCUCGAACAGGCUUGUCACGAGCCCAUGCGCGAUUGUUGCUGACCAGUAUGGGUACUCAGCGAACAUGGAGCGCCUGAUGGCCGCUCAGCAACGGACUGCCAAGGAUUCGGCGAACGAUUGGAUGGCGGAGUUUGCUCGGAAACAACGGUCCCUCGAGAUCAAUCCCAAGUCUCCUCUCAUCGAGGGGAUGCUGCGAGUGGUCCAGGGUCUCGAUUGGGAGGAGGAUGUCCUUUCGGACGAAGGCGACAAGCCGUCACGCGAAAUUACUCAGGCUGAAUUUGAGCUUAAGGAAGUCGCUCAGAUCCUGUUAGACGGCGCGCUUGUUCGCUCUGGCUUCGAAGUCUCCGACCCGAAUACGUUCUUUUCCCGGGUCGACAUUAUUCUUCGCCGCUCACUCGGAGUAUCCGAGACCGCACAGGCGAAGGUGGACGUGCGUCCGGCACCACCGGUCGAGACGGGUCCUCUGGACUGGAAUUUCAAGCAGCACGAGCCGGAGCUGGAGUUCAAGGAAGACCCCUUCGAGCUUGGAGAUUUUGAUUAUGAGUUGCCAAAGAACCCAUUCUCGCAGGAGCCGGAGGCUAAGGCGUUCGAUGAGGCGCAGGGACAUGAUGAGCUGUAGUCCCCAGUUUGUACGUCUUGCAACUAUAAAGCCGGUAAAUUCUAUGGAUAUCCGU
This is a messenger RNA of Dacryopinax primogenitus, 2695 nucleotides long. Its product is annotated as heat shock protein Hsp90. Gene Ontology annotation, molecular function: ATP binding; ATP-dependent protein folding chaperone; ATP hydrolysis activity. NCBI's taxonomy places the organism in Eukaryota, Fungi, Basidiomycota, Dacrymycetes, Dacrymycetales, Dacrymycetaceae. The record is from RefSeq and is a predicted model, not a curated record. The transcript has 8 exons. Bases 97 to 2640 code for a protein of 847 amino acids. Gene Ontology annotation, biological process: protein folding.